AUGCACAUCCCGCUGCUGUUUGUGGCGAUAGGACUGGGCAACGCAGCUACGGUACAGCUCCUCCUUGAUCGCGGCGCGAGGCUGGAUAUACGCUGGGAUGAUAAGGACCCGCUCGAGGCAGCGGUGACGGCGUCGAACUGCGAUGGCGAUACCAUUGACUUGCUCCUGGAGCGUGGUGCGGCGGUUGAGCUGCGUGGGCAUACUAUCCUCCACCGCGCGGCGAUGGGGCGGGCGACGGUGAGGGGGGUGCAUGUGCUUUUUCACCUGCUGGAGCAUGAGCGGGUCAGGGCGCUAGUGAAUACCUGCGUAGAAGGGGUGACAGCGCUGGGCAUGGCGGUGUACGCCGGGAAUGUGUCGGGGGUGCAUGCGCUGUUGCAGGCCGGGGCGGUGGUUGAGUCGGGGGAGGUGUUGGAGCGGUUGGUGGGCAUAGCGGUGGAGGCGGGGCGCCGGCCAAGGACGGCGUCGCCAACGUGGACCGAGCGGGCGCCGGAUGGGGAGGAGCUGUAUCAGUGGCGGGUGGGGAUGGAGGAGAUUGUGCUGGCAUCGGGCGAGGGUGGUCGAGUUGGUGGAGGAGGGGGGAUGCGCAUGUUUGUGGGGGAUCGGGAGAGGCUCACGCCGGGGGCAUUCUUAGAGGAUAUAGAAGGGUUGGAGGAGGCGGGGGAGGAGGAGGAAUAUCUCGAGGAGCUGAGACAGCUGAGGGAGUACGUACAGCGGAGGAUGAUCGAGGAGGGUAUCGCGGAUUCGACUACCCCGGAAGGCCUCGAGCGAUGGCUGGGUGAUCAUCCGGUUUCCCCCAAUGACGACAAAGAGAACAGGAACGCCAUCGCCGACCUGGAAGGGUCACUUCAAAAACUCAAGCUCGAGAGAGAAGAGACGGAGCUCUCCGGCGGCGACGGCACCGAAUCGGUUGCCGAGCGGCAGGCAAAGCUGCGAAAGGCUGUCGAGCUACAGAGACAGCGGCUGGGAGACACCGACCUGGCGACCCUGCGCGCCAUGACGAAUCUGUACGAGUGCCUCGCCAACCAGGGGAAGUUCGACGAAGCAUCCGCGCUACACCAAACCGUCCUCGAGCAACGCCAAGCCCAGCUCCCCCCAGACCAUAUCGAACUAUGGGGGUCUCUGGUCGACAAAACGUACAUGACCUGGGGCCUCGGCAGAGUCCAAGAAGCUAACGACUACGCCCUCGCCCUCUCGCUCAACGCCGUCGACACAUUCGGGGCCCACCACCCCGUCACCAUCAAAGUCGAGACCGCGCGAGCCGGCAUCGAGUCGUCCCUCGGGAACCACGCCGAGGCAGUCCGGAUCCAAGAAGCCGUCCUCGAACUCGACAAGCGCGCCUCCUGUUCCCAACCCAUCUCCGACCCUAAUCCCGACCUGGACUUCCACGAGCCGCUGUUCUAUCUCCGCGCCAGCCUCACCCUCGACUACUGCCGGGCGCACAACCUCCCCGCCGCCACCGAGCUGUCCAACUCUCUGUCCUACCGUCUCGACAUCGCCAAGCCAAAAGAAUUCUUCCACAUCUUUGACACCCUCCUGGGCGUCGCGGCCGGGCUCGAUCUCCACGCGCAGCACGAGGCUUCCGAGCCGAUCCUCACCGCCGUCGUCGAAACCUGCCUCAAGACGCACAGGAACCGCAAGUCGUACGCCACGCAGACCGCGCUGGAGCGGCUGGCCUCGCACUACGGACAGCGCGGCCUAUGGGAGAAGCAGGCGAAGACGCUGGCAACGCUGGUGGACCAGCUCAAGUCCACCGUUGGCCCCGAGCACGCAGACACGAUACAGCAGAAGCGAGGGCUGGCUACGGCGUUGGGGAAGUGUGGGGGUUGGGUCGAGGCGGGUUUGCUUCAGGAGCAGGUGCUAAAGGCUCUUGAGGAGGAGCAGCAGCAGGCUUCCUCCCCCAACAGCACCCCGUCCCCGUCCCAGUCCCUAGAAUUAGAAAUUGCCGCCAUCAAAACUUCCCUCUGCGAGACCCUCCGGCACCAAAACCAGCUCACCAGCUCCGAGUCCCACGGCUGGGACGCCGUGCAUUUCUACCGCGCGGCCCUCGGUGCAGACCACGCGAGGACCCUCUCCGCCGAGUACCAGCUCGGCCUCACCCUCUCCUUCGCCUCCAAACCCACUGAAGCCAUCACCCUCCUCGAGCGGCGCGUCGCCUCCACCGUCCGUACGCACGGCGAGUCGCACAUGCAGACCAGCGUCGCAGCGCAGGCGCUCUGCGGCGCGCUGCUCCGCGCGACACGGCACGCCGAGGCGGAGACGCAGGCGGUGCGGUGCCUAGAGAUUGCGCGCGCCGUCCCCGAGGCUAACGACGAGAUGGUGGGGAUCGCGCUAUAUAUAGUGGCGAUGUGCAAGGCGCGAGGGGGGAUGCGGACGAGGCGCGCGCGCUGCAUGCGGCGUCGCUAG
Molecule: messenger RNA, 2403 nt
Organism: Penicillium canariense
Lineage: Eukaryota; Fungi; Ascomycota; Eurotiomycetes; Eurotiales; Aspergillaceae
Product: ankyrin repeat domain-containing protein
Exons: 2
Coding region: 1-2403 (800 amino acids)
Molecular function (GO): protein binding
Source: RefSeq, a predicted model, not a curated record